Molecule: messenger RNA, 411 nt
Organism: Eremothecium cymbalariae DBVPG#7215
Lineage: Eukaryota; Fungi; Ascomycota; Saccharomycetes; Saccharomycetales; Saccharomycetaceae
Exons: 1
Coding region: 1-411 (136 amino acids)
Source: RefSeq, a predicted model, not a curated record
AUGAGUAGAAUUAUUGUCCAAUUAUCAGAUUUGAAUACUUUUAUAGCCGAUCUUACGGAUUCGAACGAACUAACUCUAGUCCGUAUGUUUGCUCAAUACCAAGGCACCACCGCACCUGUGUCUGGCUGCAUGUCACCAGUAAUAGCAUUCAGAACUAUACCAGAUUUUGAUCUACAACAAGAAAAUGAUAGAUUGCAUGAGUUCGCAUUGGAUGAGAAAUGUUAUCAAGAGGAAUUCAUAGACAGGUCACCGCCUCAGAAGGGUGAGAUCCUUGAUAUACACUGUGGAAUACAAUCUGGACAAACAGAAAUAAUACACCUCAAGCGCAUUACUUUAAAAGAUCUGAACAGACUACGUGAUUUUAUGUCAACUGAAGUUGGUAAAGAUUUUGCGCGGUUUACCGGCAUCUGA